Messenger RNA from Gallus gallus (chicken), 4411 nucleotides. It is a transcript of the gene CA5A, whose product is annotated as carbonic anhydrase 5A. The coding region runs from base 125 to 1069 and encodes 314 amino acids. NCBI's taxonomy places the organism in Eukaryota, Metazoa, Chordata, Aves, Galliformes, Phasianidae. The transcript has 7 exons. Gene Ontology annotation, molecular function: carbonate dehydratase activity; zinc ion binding. The record is from RefSeq and is a predicted model, not a curated record. Gene Ontology annotation, cellular component: mitochondrion; cytoplasm.
AGGUCUGGAGAUCCCUUGAAGCUGUUAUGCCCACAGCACUUUUUUUUCUCCUUUCACGUUGAUAGGUUGCUGCGUUCCGGAAAGUUCCUCAGGCUAACGGAAGGUUUCGAGUGCUAAGGAGCUAAUGAUGAAUAGCAUAAAGACAAAUGGCCUGGGACGUUUAUUCAAGCAGUUGAAAAGUGCCUGGAGUUCACCUGCAGUGCCAGCACGAAGCUGCAGCUUGGCCACCUGCACUCCCAAAAACAGGAAUGAUGCACUGCAUCCCCUUUGGCAGAGCCCACUUACCAUUCCCGGGGGCACUCGGCAGUCUCCUAUCAACAUCCAGUGGAGGGACAGCGUCUACGACCCCGUCCUGAAGCCUCUGAAGAUCAGCUACGACCCAGCGACGUGUCUUCACAUCUGGAACAACGGGUAUUCCUUCCUGGUGGAGUUUGAUGAUUCUGCUGAUAGAUCGAUAAUCGUUGGAGGUCCCUUGGAAAACCAGUACAGAUUGAAGCAGUUCCAUUUCCACUGGGGAGCCAUCAACGAGUGGGGAUCAGAACACACAGUUGACAGUAAAUUCUACCCAGCAGAGCUGCAUUUAGUACAUUGGAAUGCUGUGGUGUACCCAACUUUUGAAGAAGCUGUGAUGGAAGGUGAUGGCUUGGCUGUAAUUGGAGUGUUUUUGAAGCUAGGAGCACAUCACGAAGGGCUGCAGACGUUGGUGGAUGCUUUGCCAGCAAUUAAACACAAGGACACCGUUAUUGAGUUUGAUGUCUUUGACCCCUCCUGCCUGUUACCUCCAUGCCCUGAUUACUGGACGUAUGCGGGCUCUUUGACCACUCCCCCACUUACUGAAUCAGUCACGUGGAUUAUUAAGAAGCAGCCAAUAGAGGUCGAUGAGAAUCAGCUGGAGGCAUUUCGGAUGCUGCUCUUUACUUCAGAUGGUGAGGAAGAGAAGAGGAUGGUGGACAACUUUCGCCCUCUUCAGCCACUAAUGAACAGAACCGUCCGCUCAUCCUUCCAGAUCAGGCAGCUCUUGGAUAUUGAAGCACAGUACUCAGACCAUGCUCAGCAGAUCAGACCGUAGAUGGCCCAUGGAACAUCAGUCCAGAUUGUAGUAACUGGGUUUACUUUACUCUGUAAUGAUUUCUCCUUUUUGCAGGAUGUUUAUGCCAUGCACUUUCACGGACAGCUAGUUUCAGUUCUAAGAGUCAAUUGAGCUUCAGUAGAGAGGCUGUGUGUAUUUCAGUUUGGUUUUUUUAUACAAACUCUUAACAAAUUGCUCACUUAAAAGCAGGGAUUAAUAAGGAACUAUUCUGAGAGGGAAAGUAAAGGGAAAGUAGGGCAGGAGAUCUUUCCUCUUUCUGUCUUCUGAGUUGCUCUGCGUAUCUUCAAAACUCCUCCAGCGAUUUGCUUCAGUUCAUAGUCCCAACAUGUUAACAAGCAGGAGGUGUGAAGAGGUGAAGUCUAUUAAGGUCCUUUGUGGGAUUUCUUUGGAGGUUUGGGGCUAGAACUGUCUUCUGCAGUCACACAUGCAGAGAUAUGUUUCAACUUCGUCCUUUUUUCAAAACAACAGCAAAUGGCACAUGGGAUGAUGAGAAGAGAAGGAAAGAAAAAAGCAUUGCCUGUGUGAGCCAUGUUUAUAAUGGAUGCCACAGUAUGUCUGCCUUACCUAUACUGCAAACCAGAGGGCUUUCCAAAACCUUACAGGGAAUGUAGAAUGGGAUUUGCAGACAGCUCUUGGUUUUGAAACCUGAUAGAGUAGUAGAUGAGUGUGGACAAAACGCAGUGGGUUUUUUUUCCCCAGCAAUUUCUAGAGCACCAGUGCAAUCAUCCCCAUGUUUUGUCUUCAGCUGAACUUCUAUUCUUGAGAGUUACCCACCCUCAUGGUUACAGGGGACCACGUUGUUCUAUACAGCACCUUAUGGUAACAAAGACCAGUGGUGGUUGGAACUCAGUUGUGGACCAGGCAAAACUGCUGAAGCUCCCAGCUGUGGAGCUUAUGCUGAAGUUAUGGUCCAAUUGCCACAAGCAGUGCCUACCUCUGAAGUAUGCUAUUAGCUAUAACUUUCUCUGAUGCACCUUCCUGAUUGAUUUCUUAUGCUUUGCUGUACUUAACAGUGUGCAUGUGCAUGAACAUGCAUACAGUGUGAGCUCAUUUUCUGAUGGGGAGCAGUUCUGGUUGUAUACUCAUGCAGCGAUCUUCAUGGAGUCAUAGAAUGGCUUGGGUUGGAAGGGGUCUCAAGGAUCGUGAAGCUCCAACCCUCCCCUGCUGCAUGCAGGGCUGCCAACAUCCAUAUCCAAUACUAGACCAGGCUGCCCAAUCUUGAUUGAUUGUAUUUCAUGUAUAUUUUUGGAGGAUGCAUUCCUGGAUCCUCUCCUGCCAUUGAGCAGUCAGUGGUUGCUGGUGUCGUUCAGUACUAAUGAUGCCAGGAGACCAACUUGUCAGUGACAAAUUCACAUCUUUGGAACCAAUGCUUUCCCAUUCCAAGUGUUCACUUUAAAAGCACUUUAACCCUUUAUAGCGUGACCCUAAUAAUUUUAAAUCAAUCUGAAUAUUUUUGCCUAGCCAAUUAAAUCUGUGCCUUUGCUUCCUUAAUAGCUCUACCUCAGACGUCUGUUACAUUUCAGCAGUUGUGCCUUUCUCUGCUAAUGUGGCUGCUUAAUAUUAGGGUGACUAUGCAGGAAAUCUAAGAGAAGCUCCAUAGGCUUCUGCUCCCUGUGUGAUGUAUAUACAUCUUUAUAAUCCAUUCCAAGUGGCAGUACGUAUCUUUUGGUUUCAUCCCUUCCCAAGCCCUUACAGCUCAGUUGAAUUAUACCAUGCAUGACUUUGCCAGAUUUUGUUACAUUUCUACUCUGCAGAGCCACCUCAGUGAUAGUUUUGCCAGAGAAUGGCAGGUCCUGAAAAUCAUUUUGAAAGGGACGUCAGCAGGUCUGGCAAUAGGAAGAGAUUUCUUUUACUUUGUGCCUGAGCGCACUCAAUCUUCAUUGUGGAACUUGCUUUCCAUCGUUAGCAAUUAGGGAAAACCCUGUAAUACAGUCAUCAUAAUGUUGUCUUUGCACUUAGCAAUGCAGGUGGCUCAGUGGAACUAAGCUGGAUGGAGGCAUCAACCAAAGUAUCUAAAACUGCUGCCUUAAGUAUGGACAUGGGUAUGGCAAAGAGGACUGAAAUAGGCUCUGUGAGAUCAGGGAGAAGCCAACUGUUUGCUUUACCGAUGGAAGAAGGCUGUUAGGGUUACAGAGGGAACAACUUGGCUUAAUUUGGGUCAGUUUGAAUUACCAGCUGAAAAGAGCAAUGGGAAAAUAACCUCCUUACAGCUGCAAGUUAAGGCAGCAUCUCUGAAUUGUUGUAUAAGCUCUGGUUAGGAAAUAUCUUCCCGUGGUUAUUGAAGUCCUUUAAAACAAGCAAACUCUUGCUACCCUAAGUGAAUGGGCCUGUAGAAAAGCUUUAUGCAAUUGCUCAGAGUAUUUUAGUUGCCUUGGUAACUUACCCUGAGGUUUUGUGUGCCUCUGAUCCACCGAGCUCAUUUCACCAGCUAACGUUGCUUCCCUGCAUAUGCAAAUACACAAUACACGUUUUGUUCUUAGGGGAUUGCCGUGCUGUUAGUGUUGUAUCUUCUACAUCAAGUUGCAUCUAAGCAUCCUGACAUAAAAUCUAUUUCAGUUUCAGUGCUGAGUUUCAUAUAUAUGUGUGAAUACACAGAUAUAUACACAUACGUGUGUAAACAGGGUCAGAAGAGAAGAAAUUAACUGGAGUGUGCUAAAACAAGCAAGGUUUACAGGGAUUUGCUAUUACAGUUGUGCUGCUUUCAGGAUACCUGCUGCGUCUCCAUGUCAGUGUCUUAGCAUCUCUGGUUCCAAUGGCAUCCCAGUUGCAGGGCAGGCUCUGGUUGAAAUUAACAGGCUGGAAAUGAAAGUGGGUCUUUUUUGCUUGUUUUUUUUUUUUUUUAAGUUUUUUGUUUGGUUUCUCAGCUAAUUUAGUUAAUGUCUGUAAUGACUUUGCACAACUGACUUAAACUGUAUUUGGAAGGUGUCUGCGUAGGGAUUUUGAGGCUCUUUUAGACGGUACAAUAGAGAAGGGGCAGAACAGACAUUGUUUGUCCUUGCACCUCAUUGCUUCUGUUAAUGAAUACUGUUCUGAGAGCCAUUCCUGUGGCAGUCAGCGCUAUGAAUGGAAUGUUGUAGUGGAACUCAUUUUGGGGAUGGUUUAAUGAAGUGGGGGUAGAAGUUCCCAAACGCGUGCUGUAACACAAGUUAUGUGCCUAACCACUGACAUGAUUGCCUUUGUGGACAACAUACAUAACCAGAAGUGCCUUUUAUACUCAGCAUACAGACAUUUCUCUUCAAUUUUGAUGUAAAGAAACUUCUAGCUGCUGUAUUUUUUAGCUGUUAAACUCGUGUGCGACCAUGCAAUAAAAAAGCACAGCAA